AAUGGCGUUUUGCAGACGAAUUGGUGUUUUAGCGUUUGAUUCAGUUGUUAUGAAAACCUCCAGAUUUUCAGUUAUCAGACCAGUAUCCACAAGUGGUAAAAACUUUGCUGCCAUAGAUACAGAAUUCAGUGCUGCCAAAGAAAGGCUUACCACACUGAAAGAAGAUCCUGGAAAUGAAAUAAAACUAAAAUUGUAUGCCUUGUUCAAACAGGCUACAGUUGGUAAAUGCAAUGCCAAAAAACCAUCAACAUUUGAUUUUGUAGGGAAAGCCAAAUGGACUGCAUGGAACUCAUUGGGUGUAUUGUCUCAGGAAGAUGCUCAAAAGCAAUACAUUAGUACUGUUAAUGAUUUAGUGGCUGUUGAAGAAUCCGCAUCAGAAGAGGUAGCUAGUGGCACAGCUGGAGACUAUAAACAAAUAAAAGUUACUGUAGAAGAUGGAGUAUGUACCAUAUUGCUAAACAGACCAGCAAAGAAAAAUGCUAUCAAUCUUGAGAUGUAUAAUGAAAUUGGUGUUGCAUUGAACGAAAUUGGCAAAGACCCCAAAGUUGUCUUAGCUGUUGUAACAGGUGCAGGUGAUUAUUAUUGCAGUGGUAAUGAUCUUGAAAAUUUUAUGAACAUUGAUCCUUCUAAAAUACAUGAAUUUGCUAAAGAAGGAGCUGAUGUACUUAGACAAUUUGUUGCCAGUUUUAUCAAUUUUCCAAAACCUUUAAUUGGAGCUAUUAAUGGACCAGUUGUGGGUGUUGCUGUUAGUACUUUAUCUUUAUUUGAUGUAGUCUAUGCAACAGAUCGAGCUACUUUUCAUACUCCAUUCACUGCAUUGGGUCAAAGUCCUGAAGGUUGUUCCUCUGUGUUAUUUCCAAGAAUAAUGGGACAAGGAAAGGUGUGUCCUGGCUUCUAA
This is a messenger RNA of Saccoglossus kowalevskii, 898 nucleotides long. RefSeq names its product enoyl-CoA delta isomerase 2-like. NCBI's taxonomy places the organism in Eukaryota, Metazoa, Hemichordata, Enteropneusta, Harrimaniidae. Gene Ontology annotation, cellular component: mitochondrion; peroxisome. Gene Ontology annotation, molecular function: fatty-acyl-CoA binding; delta(3)-delta(2)-enoyl-CoA isomerase activity. The record is from RefSeq and is a predicted model, not a curated record.